AUGGCGUCUGCAGUGGCAACGAACGGGGCGGUGGCCUCAGCGCCGAACGGUGUAAUGGCCUUAUAUUGGGAGCUGGCCUCCGUCGACCCGGCCGUGCGUCAGACCGCUGCAGAGUCCCUGGUACGCUCGCUCAACACAUUUCAGCAAGAGCACGACAGUACGCAUACCACGAGACCGGCGGAACUGACAGAAUCGAAUCUAGAGGAGUUUUGCGCUCAGGACGUUGUGUAUGGACUGAAACGUCUCUUGCGAGGAUUGCCAUCCUCAAGAGACGGGGCGAGGCAAGGAUUUGCUGUAGCUCUCACCGAGCUCUUGCGCCAACUUGAAUUCCUUACUGCAGGCACGAUCUUAGCACUUCUGACAAAGUUAACUCAAACGGAGGGAGCGAAAGGACAGGAGGAGAGGGAGAUUCUUUUCGGAAGGAUAUUCGGUCUGAUGGCGAUAUGUCAGGCUGGGAUGAUCUCUCGCGCUUCGACAACAAUUGAGGACGUUCAGACGAUUGUGACAAGCCUGCUGAAAUACGCCUCCAGCAAAUCAUACCUGAGGGAAACCUGUUUCUGCGUAUUGAUUACAAUGUCAGAAGAGCUGACAGAUGGCAAAUUGGAAGAGGAGGCCAUCGCCUUUAUGAUUCCGGCAGUUUUAAAGAACGGGGUAGAGGAUGCUGAAGAUCUGUGGUUCGCAUUGGUAAUGCAGUCGCGUUAUCCCAAGUUUGACUGGGCCUCGGUGCUCCCAACAUGGAAGCAUGCUCAGCUUCUGCACCCGAAGAACCAGUCACAACUCAUCGAGCUUUUGAAGCAGUCCACGCACACCAGUCCCCGCAUUCACUCAGUAUGGGAUACCCUGCUGGAUCUGCUCACCUCAGAAUCCGCUGCCGGCAACACAGUGUCUCUGUCGGACAUCUGGAUCAAUCUGGACGAUGCACUGUACUCAUCCACUCAUGAGCGCAAGCAUCUGGGUCUUAACCUGUUCCAACGAGUGUUGGCGCGCGCCAAGCCCACGGAGAUCCCAUUUGUGUUCACCCCGCAACUUCUCCGCACCCUUAUCAACAACCUGUCGAAGCAAGACAACUAUCUGCACAAAGUGGCCAAGCAAACCGCGACAGCAUUGUCCAAAUUGGCGCAGGAACGGAAGGAAAUCGCCUUGCAGCUCGUUCUACAGCUAGUGGGCAAACACGGUCACCAGAGAUUCGACGCCGUGACAAAAACGAAAACGGUGGAGUCCAUCCUUGGCAGUCUCGAAGCUGCGGAUAUCAUUUCCUACGUUCAGUACCUGGAAGACCUCUUCGUGGACCAAACCGAGGAAGCCGCAGCGGAGGUUCCCUACGUGGACUCACACAGACAUUGGGUCUUGGAUCAGAUGUUGCAACUGGUUCGUAAUGCAAAGGUGCCGAAGGAGGAGAAAUGGGUGCAGUCUGUGGCGCGGUUCAUCUGCCUCCACGCUUUCUUCGACGUGACCAAAGCCGAUGCGAAAAAUUCUUCCAUCAAACCCGCUCAGCCUCCAUUGUCGGAGGCAACAAGGACAUUGUGCCAAGAGAAGCUUUUUGCGCUUCUUGGAGCGCUCGUCGCUUUGCAGCUGAAGAAUGACGAGGGCAAACCAUUGCACGCUGGAUGCUUGAAAAAUGGCGAGCUCUGGGCUCGUGAUUUGCACGACUUUGUCCAGGCAAUGCAGAAGAGCAAGCACGUCACCCUUGCCGUUGGAAUUGAUAACGAAGCGAAGGCGGCACUUGACAAGACAGCGAAGAUUCUUUCAGAAAUCCGCGUGGAGCUCAAGAAGUUGGAUGGCGCACAAAACCGGGAUUUGCAAGCUCAAUACAAAGCUUUUGAGCUCAUCCUGGUUCACGUGUCUCUCCAAGUGUACACUGACCCUGAGGAAACGGUCGGCGUGUUGACGGAAUUGGAGAACUGCUAUACCCUGCUGUUCAACUCCAAGAGAAAGGCGAGCAAGAAGCGCAAGAACGCUGACGAUGAUGAGGAAGAGCACGAGCCUGUUGAGGUCCUCCUUGAUGUCUUGAUCAGUUUCCUCGCCAAGCCCUCUGCUCUUCUGAGGACACUGUCGCAGGAAGUCUUCAAGGUGUUCUCCAGCAAAUUGACCAAGAAGGCCCUGGACCUUAUGUUCGAUGUGCUCACCGCGAAAGGAGGUGUUGCUGGAGCUCAGGAGCUCUUUGAGGAUGAGGACGAAGGAGAGGAUGACCACAUGGACAUCGACGGCCAGGAAAACGGGGAAGUUGCGGGCGAAAGCAGCGAAGAAGAAGAUGACGAUGAAGACGAGGAGGAGGGUGACGAGCAGGACAACCCCAAGGUUGAUGAGGAACUUCGCCUGAAGAUAAAGGACGCGUUAGGAAGCGCAGCUGUGGACGGCGAUGCAGACGACUCGGACGAGGGCGAGUUUUUGGAUGACGAGCAAAUGGGCGAGUUCGACUCGAAACUUGCGGAGAUCUUCAAGCAGCGGAAAGAAAUCAAGAGCGCAAAGAAAGACCUCAAGCAGCAAGUGCUUCAUUUCAAAUUCCGAGUUGUGGAUCUUUUCGACCUGUUCUUGCGGAAAGCUCCACAAAGCCCCUUGGUCGUUGAGAUGAUCAUGCCGCUUCUGAAGCUGCUUACGGCCACUGCUCGGAGUGCUGACGAUCAAGGGCUCCACGAGAAGCUCCACGCCUUAGUCAAGAACAGGCUAUUCAAGCUGAAGGAGAUCCCCACCGAGCCGUCCUUGGACGCCGACCGCGCAGCAGCAGUGCUCACCGAAGUCCACGAGUAUGCACGAAAAGCAGCGGACUCUGAUACAGUCAGUCUGUGCUCAGGAGCGAGUCUGCUGUUGGUGAAAAUCUUGAGCCAUUGCAAGGAACCUGUCGCUGCAUCAGCGUUGACACCGAAGAAAACACCGAAGAAGAGGAAAGUGGAAGCGGACUCUGCUACAACCGUUAAGCCUCUCAGCCGCGUUGCCACAGCCUACGCAGAAUCCCUGACGAACUUCAUGGCCACAAAAUCCCGUCUCAAACCUGUAUUCUUCUUGGAACUUGUCAGUCGUUACCCGGCGUAUGGCUGGGAAUUGAUGCCCAAGGUCGUCGAGCUGGCAGCUCCAUCUGCCGGGGCAAAGGCGUACCCUCUCGGCCAGGCAUACACCAUAAUUUUCCGGCUGGUCACGCAGAUGCCUAAGAAGGACGAAGCUGAACGGAUCGAGACCAUCAGGCAGGUGUGGCCGAAGUUUGUGGAUGAUGCCAUCGCGACGUUCAAAGAGGCCUUAGAGGAAGGAAACGCGAGGACCUUGAAGAAGGAGCGGACCAAGGCAUUGGUGAAGGAGCUGGUAGCAAUGGCGAGGAAGACUGUGCACCUCUUCAAGAAGGAGGAGAUUGCAUCCCUCUGGAAAGUACCUGAUCUGCAAAAGCAACUCAAUGUAUUGUGUGACAACGAGAAGUUUGCAACUGGAGCAUCGCUAAAGGGGCAAAGAGAUCAGUUAUUGAGUAUACUGAAAGGGGAAAGUGGGAAGAAAAAGUGA
Messenger RNA from Fimicolochytrium jonesii, 3486 nucleotides. RefSeq names its product DNA polymerase phi-domain-containing protein. Lineage: Eukaryota; Fungi; Chytridiomycota; Chytridiomycetes; Spizellomycetales; Powellomycetaceae. The record is from RefSeq and is a predicted model, not a curated record. The transcript has 4 exons. Gene Ontology annotation, cellular component: nucleolus. Gene Ontology annotation, molecular function: rDNA binding; transcription factor binding. Gene Ontology annotation, biological process: regulation of DNA-templated transcription. Bases 1 to 3486 code for a protein of 1161 amino acids.